Molecule: messenger RNA, 1692 nt
Organism: Calliphora vicina (urban bluebottle blowfly)
Lineage: Eukaryota; Metazoa; Arthropoda; Insecta; Diptera; Calliphoridae
Exons: 5
Coding region: 11-1654 (547 amino acids)
Source: RefSeq, a predicted model, not a curated record
CAGCAAAUGCAUGUGCAACUUUAGCAGCAAUUUUAAUACCAAAAAUAUAGUAAAAUUAAGCAGCAAUUAUGCCAAAACUAAACAGCAUUACACCCACAACAACAACUACAUUAACUGCAGCGGUAGCAGCAACAGAAAAGUGUUUAAUUUAAGUUUAAUAUUCGGUAUCUGGUGUCUACUACACAGUGUCGCUGUUAUACAGGGUGCUGCCGUCUAUACAAAUGUUGACUUUCGCUCUAAUCCCACAUUUGAGCCCAUCUGUAAUCUUCAGGAGGAACAUUUCAUCGAGAGUGAGGGCAAAGAAUCUAGUCUGAUAUUGGAAUUCAAUAAAGCCAUUGCGGCCACACAGCAUAAACUAUGUACACGAAUUCUGUCAUCCCCACCUAAUUAUGGUUUCAUCAUACGUUUAAUUCUACCAAAAAUUCGACACAGUUAUCAUCAUUCCACCAGUACAAAAGUAGAGAAUAAGGAGAACGAGGGCGCAGGCAACAGUAAAAUCUCAACAUUUAUGGAUCAGUUAAAUGCAUCGACGGCCGGUUUGAAAACGGGUCGCAGUUGUCCAUUGAGCAUAUUCAGUUCCCAUGAUCCUCAUACACCGCAGUGGCGUGUGGACCCUUGCCAACUGGAGGAGACUGCCCCUGAAAUGGAAGAUCCAGUAAGACUGUUCCAUGGCAGAGUACGCAUAGUGUGGGAGCAUCGCAAUCACACGUUAAACUCGAAACUAAUGGUCACCGUUUUGGGUAAGGGAGAUGAGUGUCGCAGUGAAAAGAAACAUCAAUGUUUAAGAAUAGGGGAUGAUCCCAUCUUGUGCAUUUCCAAAGAUUUAAUAUGCGAUGGCAUACGUCAUUGUCCCUAUAGCAAUGAGUAUGACAGUGAUGAGGAUUACGCUAUGUGCUGGAAACGUAGUCGUCUGGGAGAACCCAUGCCACCCUCCAUGGAAUCGGAUAUUUUUGAACAUUUUGCCUUGGAGGUAUUCCGCAAUUUGUUUGCCUAUGAUGUGCCCUCCAUAACCAAAGCCACCAGCAAACCUUUUCUACAGUCGGACGAUGAUGUGACCGAGCAGACCAUUAGCAAUAAAACCACAUUGCAUAAAGUGGAAGGAGGUAAAGAAUUUAACGAAACUCUUACAGAGGAACAAGAUUCAGGAAAAUCAAAUGCUACUAUACCCAUAGGCAAGGCAGACAAUGCGACUAGUGCGAUAGGAGGUCAUCACAGACGCAAUUCAACACGCACUGGUGUCAAUUCAGAUCUGUCCAAGUAUGGUCCUUGGGGUUAUCUCAUGCUGGGCAUGUUGUUGUGUGGCGGCGCUUUGCUGAUUUGUGGCUUAUGGGCCUCCGCUUCCCAGCAUGCGGCCAACAAUGAGCGCGCAUCUGCUUUAGCCUCAGCCAAUGAAGCCAUGAACAAUCAUUCCACUACCACAGCACCGCCCAACUACGAAGAAUUGGAUCCUCCUCCAGCCUACUCGGUUUUGUUCCCCAACCAAAAGGCCGCCUCGAGCAACACUUUGAAUUCACUGGAAGUUACUAGCGCCCAGCCUUCCCUAACGCACCUACAGUUAUCGCCCUCGGCAGCUCCCAGUAGUAGAUCUACUUCGAGAAUUGUAUCGGAAAGGGCCAGUGGCAGUAAUCAUGCACCAACUCACAGCAACAAUUGAAAUGUGUUCUUUUAAUCUCUAUAUUAUUAGUUUGUUUA